AUUUCUCCUUUAUCGUUUUGGAGCUCGAUUUUUCCAAGUAAAAAAAAGAUCGAAAAUGAUGAUAACACUCCGGAAAUUAUUCAAACAUUCCCGGAAGAUCUACAGAAAAAUAUCAGUGUCUCACUUAUCAUCGAAGCCAGAUGGCAAAACCCACGACGAAAGAAGGAGAGAAAUAAUGGCUAAAGGGCUGCCAAAGCAAAAGCCCAUCGAAGGGGUCAAACAAAUUCUGAUUGUUGCCUCAGGAAAAGGGGGUGUUGGAAAAUCCACUACAAGUGUAAACCUGGCAACUGCUCUGAAAGUUGUCAUGCCAGAGAAGCUGGUGGGGCUGUUGGAUGCUGAUGUCUUUGGCCCGACAAUUCCCCUCAUGAUGAAUUUACAUCAGGAGCCUCUUCUGAAUGACAAGGGGCUGAUGGAACCACUCGUGAAUUACGGGGUCAAAUGCAUGUCCAUGGGUUUCCUGGUGAACGAGAAAUCUCCUGUGAUCUGGCGAGGGCUCAUGGUGAUGAGCGCCUUGGACAAGCUCCUUCGUCAGGUGGCCUGGGGGCCUCUGGACUAUUUAAUCGUGGACACUCCACCAGGGACAGGAGACACUCUGCUAUCAUUGAUCCAGAAUAUUCCAGUCAGCGGGGUUCUGAUCGUCACUACUCCUCAGAGAGCUGCCUCAGAUGUGGCCAGACGUGGUGCCAAAAUGUUCCAAAAACUCGAUGUACCCAUUGCUGGGCUCGUUGAAAAUAUGAGCAGUGUCUCCUGUCCAAAAUGCCAUCACGAUAUUUCGUUAUUUGGAGAGGGAAGUGGAGGACUAGCUGAGGAACUAGGUAUAAAACUUCUCCGAAAAUUUCCUCUCCACGAAUCAAUAACCCAGAGUGGAGACGCAGGAAGGCCACUAGUCCUCUCUUCACCGAAUUCUCCAGAAUCAAAGUUAUAUAAAUCUCUUGCCCAAGAUGUCAUUGAUUUUUUGCAGAAUCAACAGAAAAAUAGAGCAAUGAAAACACAUGAUUCAACAAGUAUUCAUUCGAGCAACACCGCCGAAGUUUACGAUGUCCCAAUGAGCGUUCUAAUCCGACCAAUACCACCCGAAGUGAACGAGGAGAAGGUCAAGGGUUUGAUGGAGACAAUUCAAGACCCAGAGACCGUCGACCUAGUGCCCCCCAUCGACGUUCUAUGGAUCACAGGACGAGAAGGUGGCGAUUACUACUAUUCAUUCGGUGGCUGCCACAGAUACACAGCUCACAAGCGCCUCGGCAGAUCCACCAUAAAGGCAAAGCUCAUAAAAUCAACUAUUACUGACUUGGAAACAUAUCUCGGAAGCUCUACUCCUGAUUUGAAAUGAAUCCUGCAUUGACAAUUGUUCUGCUAUUAUGAAUUGUGCCAAGAUAAUUACUUUAUUUUGUAAUAAAUUCGUUCAUAAUUA
Molecule: messenger RNA, 1411 nt
Organism: Diachasma alloeum
Lineage: Eukaryota; Metazoa; Arthropoda; Insecta; Hymenoptera; Braconidae
Product: iron-sulfur protein NUBPL-like
Exons: 6
Coding region: 56-1330 (424 amino acids)
Biological process (GO): iron-sulfur cluster assembly; mitochondrial respiratory chain complex I assembly
Cellular component (GO): mitochondrion
Molecular function (GO): ATP-dependent FeS chaperone activity; ATP binding; 4 iron, 4 sulfur cluster binding
Source: RefSeq, a predicted model, not a curated record